Messenger RNA from Colletotrichum karsti, 1128 nucleotides. Its product is annotated as pectin lyase. Gene Ontology annotation, molecular function: pectate lyase activity. The transcript is spliced from 2 exons. Lineage: Eukaryota; Fungi; Ascomycota; Sordariomycetes; Glomerellales; Glomerellaceae. The record is from RefSeq and is a predicted model, not a curated record. The coding region runs from base 1 to 1128 and encodes 375 amino acids.
AUGUUUGCCAAGUCCUUCCUUUUGGCCGCUGCGGCUGUCGCCCAGCAAGCCGCUGCCGUCGCCGUCUCUGGCACCCCUGAGGGUUUCGCUGCCAGCGUCACCGGCGGUGGUUCUGCUUCCGCCGUCACCCCUACCACCAACGACGAGCUGGUCUCGUACCUCGGCGACUCCACGGCCCGCGUCAUCGUCCUGACCAAGACGUUCGACUUCAGCGACUCCGAGGGCACCGCCACCGAGACCGGCUGCGCUCCCUGGGGCACUGGCUCUGCUUGCCAGCUUGCCAUCAACAAGGACAAGUGGUGCGACAACUACCAGAGCUCUGCUCCCUCUGUCUCCGUCACCUACAACAAGGCCGGCCUGAACCCCAUUAAGGUCGGCUCCAACAAGUCCAUCAUCGGUGAUGGCUCCAAGGGUGUCAUUGUCGGAAAGGGUCUGAGACUCGCCGGCGCCAAGAACGUCAUCAUCCAGAACAUCAAGAUCGAGAACAUCAACCCCAAGUACGUCUGGGGUGGUGAUGCCAUCACUCUUGACACCACCGACCUCGUCUGGAUCGACCACGUCACCACCUCCAAGAUCGGUCGCCAGCACCUCGUUCUCGGCACCUCCGCCUCCGGCCGUGUCUCCGUCACCAACAACCAGUUCGACGGCAAGUCCGACUACUCCGCCACCUGCGACGGCCAGCACUACUGGACCGCCUACUUCGCCGGCAGCUCCGACACCAUCACCCUGAAGGGCAACAGCUUCAACAACUUCAGCGGCCGCACGCCCAAGGUCAACGGCAACAGCUUCGUCCACGCCGUCAACAACUACUGGUCCGAGUCCACCGGCCACGCCUUCGAGGUCGACGAGGGUGGCUACGUCCUCGCCGAGGGCAACGUCUUCUCCAACGUCAAGGCCGUCAUCGAGGACGGCGGCGCUGGCUCCGCGCUCGCCAUCACCUCCUCCAACGCCUCCCAGUGCAAGUCCAAGCUCGGCCGUGACUGCGUUCCCAACAGCUUCUCCAGCUCCGGCACCUUCGCCGGCUCCGACACCUCCGUCCUCAACAAGUUCACCAGCGGCGCCGACAUCCCCGACGCUGUUGCCGCCUCUUCCGUCAGCGGCUCCUCCGCCGGCUACGGCAAGAUCUAA